AUGUCCCAUCAAGAAUUGCGCUCAGUCAAGCCAGAGCCAGCGACUCCGGCUGUCUGGGAACGGCCUCUCCGUCUCCCUCUCCCUCCGUUGCCUUGUGAAGACCCAACACGACAAAUGACUAUUGAGGAGUAUUUAAUAAUUGCCAAAGACCCGGCAAAGGUAGAACAAUCAUGGAAAAAGAUCCCGGACAACGGACGCGAAAAAGUGGAUCUCAUGUGUGUGAUAUUGUACGAGAUUUCAAAAUCGUCAGGUAACUUGGCCAGCAAAAAUCAACACACUGUGAAACGGGUGUAUAUUGAAGUGGCUGUUCAAGUCUACAAAAGAACAGGACGAUUGUUGAGUGAUCAAGCCAUCAUGAGUUGCUUCCGAAACGCAAAAGCGAAACUUCGCCAACGUCUCAAAAGGCUCAUUCAGGAUAAAAGAUUAACAGCGGAGAAGGUCGAAAACGAACUGUUGAACUGGCCUUUAUAUGGAUCCAUUUGUUUCUAUCGUGCUUACACACAUCGAUUCGAACAAACAUUGAGGCACAGAAACACUAAGACAAACGAUGGAGAGCACAUUGUCUUCGAUGUGAGUGAUGAUGAAGAAGAUGAUGUCAGUCUGCCGGUUCAACAAAAAGAUAAUGAUAGCGACGACGGUAUCAUGAUUGACACUACGCCAGUUAUGUCUGUCAAUCUCGGGCGAGUCAAAAGAGAACCAUUUUCCCGGCGACGAUCUGCUCCGUAUUCUGUAGAGCCAAAGCACGAACGAGUCUACGAAUACAAACCGAAGGGAUACCUUCACCAACCAGCUAGUCCACAGAUGCCUAAAAUGUCUUCAGUACCUCAAAUGGCAACAAUGAGAUACGGAGGUCGCGACCAGUUGCACCAGACUCCAAAUAGUUUCAGACGUGAUUCAAUGUCAUCUUCGAUUUCUCAGGAUUCCGAAAUGAAAACUCUCCAAGACGAUCUUAAAUUUUUCAAUAGCCACUCUAUCCGAGUGGCUAAAAAGAAUCCAGGACGAAUUGAAAAGAUGCGUGAAGUUCUUUCCGCUACAAUGCUUUCUUUUGAAUGGAGCAAUACUGAUAACUUGGGUGAUUUCUUCACGCAGUUGGGGGAAAAUAUCAAGAAAAAUAAACAAGGUCUUCACUAA
Molecule: messenger RNA, 1131 nt
Organism: Caenorhabditis remanei
Lineage: Eukaryota; Metazoa; Nematoda; Chromadorea; Rhabditida; Rhabditidae
Exons: 4
Coding region: 1-1131 (376 amino acids)
Cellular component (GO): nucleus
Source: RefSeq, a predicted model, not a curated record